AGCCACUUUGGCUCAAGCGAUUCUGGCUCAAGCCAUUUGGGCUCCAGCACAUGGGGGCCACAGUGGUCGAGUCCCGGUUUCUUUUCUCCUUGUAUUGGCCUUUGCUGCGCUUGUGGCUGAUGACAAUUGCAUUCAGUGGGCGUCUACGCGUUGCCAUACCGCUCUUGGGUAUAACUGCAUUUGCUUCACUACGAGUUCUGACAAGGGACGGAUCUCUGGACCACCAGCCUACUGGAUUGUUUUCAUUUCUGCAGUCAUCAGGUUGUUUGGGCGGAAACAGCACAGCGCUUGCACACCAAAGUGAACACGUCAGCCUACCCGAAUGUGGUUCGACGGAUCUCCUAUUCAAUGUUGGCCAGGGUCGAACGGGAACCACCACGAUGCAUCAUGUUGUCGAACAGCUCGGGUACAAGUCUGUGCACGGUUUCCAGACGGUGAAUCUUCAAGAAGUGAUUGAUUUUAAGCAACAUCCAGGGAGCGUUGACUCUUCAAACGUUUUCGCUGAUCUAGUGAAUCAGACAGGCACCCCAAAACUACGUCCAUUUGAUUGGUCGGGGGAGUGGCCUGAACGGGGCACAGCCUUCCAUGAUGUGCCGUUCUUCUCGAUGCCUUGCGAACUGUAUUUGCGUUACCCGCGGGCGAAGUUUUUCAUGCUAGACAAAGACGAGGCCCGCCAUGCCAAAAGUGUGAUGGUCAUGUAUUGUGAUUACGAUUGCCAGUACGAUAAGACUACGAAACAGUGCAGUCAUGGUAGCCACUGCGACCUUUUUCUGCGGGGGGAUCGCGCUGGAAUUCAGCGAAACGAGCUUCGCGGAUUCAUAUGGGGUCAGGCUUAUUCGACCUUCUGCCAGAAUGCAGUAAGCAUUUGCUCAGUGAGAAUGGGUCAGUCACCUGAGAACAAUCUCUACGCACGCACGUUGCAACUUCUGGUCUUUGCCCAUCGGGAACACGUAGCCAGAGUCCAUUCCUGCAUUCCAGCUGAGUCGCUGUUCCACACUGACGGUAUGUUCCGCAACUUUUCGCGUGAGCUUGCGAAGUUCGUGGCGUUCCUUGGAUGCAAGCCAAAAACAGCAGUGGACAGCAUGUCGCUACCGGAACAGAGGUAGAACGGGAACCGAAGGAUUAGACCAGACAUACGCACAUAUUGUUGCAGCAGUUGCACGAGUUGUGUGGCCUUCGGGCGGAUAUCAGAGGCGACCGGGCCUGGGGGCCCUGGUGCCAGGACCUCGACCACAAGUGUGAGGCCUUGUGCGCGGGGCCCGUUCUUGGGAGGUCUCGUCUCGCCUCCCGGGCGAACCCGAAAGCCGUCCCGGCGGCCCAGGACGUCGUCCAACGGUCGGACGGCUCGAAGGAGCCUUCAGACGCCUUCGUGACCCCCCUCCUUUGCUUCUGUUUGUUACUCUGGCCGCGCCGAGGCGGAACCGCCCACGCCGCCCACUCACCUCCCUCCUCCUCCUCCUCCUCCUCCUCCUCCUCUUCCUCCUCCUCCUCCUCCUCCUCCUCCUCCUCCUCCUCCUCCUCCUCCUCCUCCUCCUGGCUUAGGUCCAUUACUCUAGAGUGCCCGCCCCUCGAAGAGGAUGAUGAUGAGGGGGUGGGUGGGUCUGUUGUGGAGGCGGGAGUGUCGUCCGUCGCCGGGAAGGAGUGCACGCGCUCGGCAGCGGCCGCCGCGAGAGCAGCCAGCGGGCCUCCGCCGGAGCCGAGCGAGGAGGUUUGGGCGAACUUCAGGCCUUGGAGAGCCCGAGGCCACGUGUGCCUUGAGGCCCCAGUUUCGUCUCUCACGGGAGCCCCUCUGGGGACCUCGGUUUUUUGCACGGCCACCCUGGGAGUUCCUGGGGUCGCAGUGCCCUCGCGUCGGAUUGCCUGGGCAGUCGGUCUGCUGGCCGAGAGCGGCAAUUGGACUGGAUUUUGCGUGGGAAGCACCCUUCCCGUCGAGACGGGCGUGCAGGGUCAACCACAACCACCGCCCUGUCUGAUGCUUCUAGAGACUUCAUGGCCUCCAAGCUUGGCCUUGAUGAGGUCCCCCCUCUGGACCCUGCCCCGUGCUCGGUGUCAGGAGUCGACCUCGUCCGAGGGCUCGUCCAAGGGUUCGCGCUGGUUGGUUUCUCCUCUCGCGUUUCAGCCGAAGAGCUGGGGCGGCGGGUCCUUGAUAGGAGGAAGUGCGUGCCUGUCGAAUUGGAGGACGAGUUUAAACUUGUUCAGUUUUGCUUGUGCUGCGAAUUGGGUGGCCCCCCUUGCAGCUGGUGCUGCACUUGUGCGCGGGGCCCGUUCUUGGGAGGUCUCGUCUCGCCUCCCAGACGAACCCGAAAGCCGUCCCGGCGGCCCAGGACGUCGUCCAAAGGUCGGACGGCUCAAAGGAGCCUUCAGACGCCUUCGUGAUCCCCCUCUUUUGCUUCUGUUUGUUACUCUGGCCGCGCCGAGGCGGAACCGCCCACGCCGCCCACUCACCUCCCUCCUCCUCCUCCUCCUUUUCUUCCUCCUCCUCCUCCUCCUCCUCCUCCUUUUAACCUGCCUAGCCGAGGGUGCCGGCUUGGCAGAUGCUGGUUCUAAUUUUCUCGCCGAGGCUCGAGGAGAGUUCCUCCGUCGUUGCCCGCCUCCGCCCUGUUUUGCAGGGACGCCAGCCGAAGCAUCUGACUUAGGUCCGCGUUGGGGCGUCCCUUCAAAUAUUUCACCUUCCAGCGCAGCUGGGCCCCUUUCGAAAAAAA
Molecule: messenger RNA, 2702 nt
Organism: Prorocentrum cordatum
Lineage: Eukaryota; Dinophyceae; Prorocentrales; Prorocentraceae
Source: the annotation of a GenBank genome assembly